AUGAGUGUCCAAGAACUUGCUCGUUCCCUUGUUUCCGCUGGUUCAAUCAAGCUUCCAGGUGAUGAAGGUGAAGGGAUUUAUGUCCUAAGUGUGAGAGACGGAGACCUCGUCGAAAAGUACUGGGUGGGCGAGUCGGUAGAAGACGAGAAUGUCAUUGCUUCAGGCGUAAGAAAUGAUACUUCGGCCUCAUAUCUGCCCAGCUCUGAGCAAAUGCCUCGCCUUGUUAUUUUUAUCGACCAGGAGAAUUCCGUGAGAUGCUAUGCAUACGAAGAGGAUAUGGAAGAGUGGGAAGAGACACCACUUGGUGACAAAUGGAACAUUACGACCAGCCCAAAGAGUAAGCUCAGUGCAAUCAUGGGCCCAGAGGGAGAGAUGGUAGUCUCUUACCAGGACGAAACCGACCAUCUAGCCGUCAUAAUGAGUGCGGGUGAGAAUGAGUGGACUUCCUUCGGACCCCUUGAGGGUGAUCCCAUCGUGGGAACGCCGCAGUGUCUUGAGAUUAUCAACAAUAAGCUUCAUCUCUUCUACGUGGAGAAGGGAUCUGGGAUCGGUUACCUCGUUUUCAACUCUAGUACUGGUAGCUGGAAAGCCAGCGUGCUUGAAAACACCAAGUUCAAUACUGUUAUCGAUAAUUUUAUCGUUGCCGAAGACCCCGAAACUAGUUCUCUUCAGAGCUACUUCCUUACUGAUGGCUCCUUGUGGAAUGUCAGUGGAGGGAAAGAAAAGACAUUCUUGGGCGAGGUGAAUGAUGAUGCUAUGGGAAACGAUAAACAGCAAGACUUCACAGAUUUCGAUCUGGAAAACUUCCAGGUCCCCGUACAAUACUGGCAUCCUACUCAACAGAGAGAUGACACAUGUAUGGCCGAGCGUUUUGGAACAGACUUGUCCACACCAGCACGCCGGUGGGAAAAUUGGGUAGUUAAACUGACCUUUGAGAAGCUUGGUAGUGAAAAACAUGGCAAUGGUUUCUAUGUCAAUGUUCCUAACGCCGCCUACGAUGUAAUCCUUACAGCUGGACACAACCUCGUUGACAAACCAGAACACUACUGCUCUAAUAUUAAGAUUGUUCAAGACCCUUCUGAAGAAAAGGAUAUUGAUGUAAAACCAGAAAUGAUUCGUGUUUGCCGAAAGUACUUUGAGGAUCCAGAUGAGCUAAAGGAGAUCUACGAUUACGGGGCUAUCCUCCUAAGACGACCCUCACCCAAGCGACAUCGCGGCUUUGGAUUUCAUCUUAUGCUGGGCCUUCCACCACAACUAGGAAAAGGCGCAGCUUAUACCGAAGACGAAGACAAGGACAUUCUCCGGGGUGAAAAGGUGAAUGUCUGCGGAUAUACACCCGAGGACUCACCACCUGAUAAAUCAAAUCCUAAUAACUCGCCACGGAAAUCGGAGGGCAGAUGUAUUGGAACAAACUUACACCAACUUCGUUACGAUGCUGAUACUAAACCGGGAAUGAGCGGUGGACCUGUCUGGGUGGGAUUUCGUGGGGUUGAAACAAUUGUAGCGAUUCAGUAA
Messenger RNA from Daldinia childiae, 1515 nucleotides. RefSeq names its product cytochrome c oxidase assembly protein. Bases 1 to 1515 code for a protein of 504 amino acids. Lineage: Eukaryota; Fungi; Ascomycota; Sordariomycetes; Xylariales; Hypoxylaceae. The transcript has 5 exons. The record is from RefSeq and is a predicted model, not a curated record.